This is a messenger RNA of Sphaerodactylus townsendi, 671 nucleotides long. Its product is annotated as phospholipase A and acyltransferase 1-like. The record is from RefSeq and is a predicted model, not a curated record. Gene Ontology annotation, molecular function: A2-type glycerophospholipase activity; glycerophospholipid phospholipase A1 activity. Gene Ontology annotation, cellular component: cytoplasm. The annotation marks the transcript as partial. The transcript is spliced from 4 exons. Lineage: Eukaryota; Metazoa; Chordata; Lepidosauria; Squamata; Sphaerodactylidae. Gene Ontology annotation, biological process: N-acylphosphatidylethanolamine metabolic process.
UUGCAGGAAAAUCCAGAACAUGAUCUCCUGAUGUAAUUGUCCAGUUUCUUUGGAAAUCUACAAAGGCAAUGAAAAUAUUAUCCGGUGACGCUGCAGGAGCUGGCAUCUCCAGAAGUUAGUCAGAUGUGAAUGACAGUGCACCUGUGAAGAAGCAGCAUCUUCAAAAAAUGAUAAGCGCCAAAUCAUUGAAGAAUGAUAAGCGCCAAAUCAUUGUAUGCCAUAAACGGGCUCCUAAGCCUAUCCGCUUCAAGGCAAAAGAAAAGGUAAAGCCAAAGUUGGGGAAGGCGGUGAAAGAAAGGAUGUUCCAUUGGAAUAACCAGAAGAAGCCAAAACGUGGAGACUUGAUUGAGAUAUUCCGGCCUGUCUGUCAACAUUGGGGUAUCUAUGUGGGCAAUGGAAAUGUGAUUCACUUGCUUAUAAAAAGCAAAGUUCAAGGCAUUUUUGUACGUAAAAAUGCUGUAGUAGAGAUGGAGCCUCUAAAGAAAGUGGUGGGAAACGAUAAAUACCGAAUCAACAACAAGUAUGACAUCAGAUUUCUGCCACGUCCCAGGGAAGAAAUCAUUGUCAGGGCAAUCGCAAAGGUGGGGAAGGUGACGGACUACAGUAUCUUCACUCGGAACUGCGAGCAUUUUGUUACUAAACUACGUUACGGCAAAGCUGUCAGUGCCCAG